AUGACCACGUUCAGCCAGCAGACGUUCGGUCACGCCGCAUAUGCCACCUUCCGGCCUACAUAUCCCGAUUCGCUCUACGAAAGAGUAUUAUCCUACCACAGCGGUGGUCACGAUGUCCUGGUCGACCUUGGCACCGGGCAUGGUCUUGUUGCCCGCAGCUUGUGCGGCGCGUUCACCAAGGUCUAUGGCGUUGACCAAUCCGCCGGGAUGAUCGAGCAAGCACGCCAGAAAACACCGGUAUCGACCAACAUCGAGUACCGUCAGGCAUCCGCCGAGUCACUACCGUUCCUCGAAGAUGGAAGCGUUGACCUCGUCGUAGCAGGUCAGGCUGCACACUGGUUCAACUAUCCACCUCUCUUCGAGGAACUGCGGCGCGUCGUACGUCCAGGAGGGAGUAUCGCGUUCUGGGGCUACAAGGACCCGGUCUUCCCAGGCCAUCCUGAAGCGACUGCCAUCCUCCACCAUUACUCCUAUGGGGAUCAUCCGGAUCUGCUGGGGCCCUACUGGUCGUAUGGCCGCGCUAUUAUUCAGGACAAUCUGCACGCCAUGCAACCCCCGGAUGAGGACUGGACAGACAUUCAACGCGUUGAAUACGAACCAGGGCUAUCAGCGCCUGGGACGGGGAAGGGCACGAUGCUGAUGACAAAAACACUAGCUCUGGAGCAGGUAUUGGGCUAUAUACGCACUUAUAGUGCAUUUCACGGAUGGCAACAGGCGCAUCCCGAGCGGAAAGCCAAGGGUGACGGCGGCGCGGGGGAUGUGAUAGACGAGUGCGCGGAGAAGAUGGUCGCGGCAGAUGAGUCGUGGAGACGAUCAGCGGAUUGGCGACGGGAGGAGGUCAUUGUAGAAUGGGGGACAGCCCUCGUAAUGGCUAGAAGAAGUAGUAUGUAG
Molecule: messenger RNA, 891 nt
Organism: Paecilomyces variotii
Lineage: Eukaryota; Fungi; Ascomycota; Eurotiomycetes; Eurotiales; Thermoascaceae
Product: S-adenosyl-L-methionine-dependent methyltransferase
Exons: 2
Coding region: 1-891 (296 amino acids)
Molecular function (GO): S-adenosylmethionine-dependent methyltransferase activity
Source: RefSeq, a predicted model, not a curated record